AUGGAACAGCCCACGUUCGCGGACCUGGAAUACGACGGCAAGAAGCGGAAGACCCGGCGGGAGAGAUUUCUGGAACGCAUGGACGGACUGAUUCCGUGGGGCCGGCUCGAGGACCGCAUCCGACCGUUCUAUCCGAAGGCGGGCCGAGGGCGCCGUCCUUAUGAUCUGUCAGUGAUGUUGCGCAUUCACUGUGUGCAGUUGUUCUACAAUCUGAGCGACCCCGCGAUGGAGGACAUGCUCUACGAGAUCGAGUCGGUCAGACGGUUCGUGGGCGUGAGGCUGUCUGGGCCGCUGCCGGACGAGACGACGAUCUUGAACUUCCGACAUCUUCUGGACACCCACGAUCUGGGUGAGGGUCUGUUCGAGGAGAUCAACCGUCAUCUGGAGUCGCGUGGACUGCGUCUUCAGGAAGGGACGAUAGUGGAUGCGAGCAUAAUAGAGGCACCGUCGUCUACGAAGAAUCGGGCUGGUGCGCGAGACCCCGAGAUGCACCAGACGAAGAAGGGCAACGAGUGGUACUUCGGGAUGAAAGUGCAUAUUGGGGUGGAUUCUCAGACGGGCAUGGUACACAGCGUAUGUACGACAUCGGCCAACGUGCAUGACGUGACCCAAGCCCAUCGGCUGCUACACGGUGGAGAAACGCAAGUGUGGGGCGAUUCUGGUUAUCAGGGAGUUGGUAGACGCCAAGAGAAUAGUCAACGGCAAGUGAAGUGGGAAAUUGCGAUGAGGCCCGGUAAGCGUCGGCAAUUGGCGCAGGGAAGUGAUGAGACGCUGGUGGAGAAGCUCAAAGCAUCGGUGAGAGCGAAGGUGGAGCAUCCAUUCCUGUACGUGAAGCGGCACUUUGGCUACAGUAAGGUACGCUAUCGUGGGUUGGCCAAGAACACGCAACGCCUGGCUGUGCUGCUGGGAUUCACCAACCUGAUCAGAGCCGAGCACUGCAUGGCCGCAUCAUAG
Geodia barretti is the source of this 954-nucleotide messenger RNA. Lineage: Eukaryota; Metazoa; Porifera; Demospongiae; Tetractinellida; Geodiidae. The record is from the annotation of a GenBank genome assembly.